CAUGCUCCCCCAGUUUCCGGGAAUAUCCCUGAGAAAAUGGACUCCUGAGGCCGUACCCAAAUAGUUAAGCGAAUUUGUUAGAAUAAAACUACGAAAGUCCAAAAUAAGGAAUAACGACACAAAUACAAGACAGCAGCUGGAUCGUGGGGACUCAAAGACAGACAGCGUUUAUCUCCAGCUUCUCUCCCUUCGACACCUGAUGGAGGGCUCCGACAGUUCCGAGCCGGGCGCCAGUGACCAACCAGAGGCCCAGCGCAGGCGGCAACGGGACCGGCUAGACCGGGAGGAGGCCUUCUACCAGUUUGUCAACAACCUGAGUGAGGCAGACUACCGGCUGAUGAGAGACAACAACCUGCUGGGUACCCCAGGUGAGAUCACAGCAGAGGAGUUAUUGAGUCGGCUGCAGCAGAUUAAGGAUGGACCAGAGCAGCAGCAGCCUAGCAUCAACACCAGUGAGACUGGAGAAGCUACAGGAGAACCGACAGAACCGGUGGAAGGUCCAGAGGACCCGUCUAAUGGCGACACCCUCUUGGAUUGGCUGAACACCGUCAGGCGGACAGGCAACACCACCCGCAGUGGUCACCGAGGCAACCAGUCGUGGCGGGCGGUGAGCCGGACCAACCCAAACAGCGGAGACUUCCGGUUCAGUCUGGAGAUCAACGUUAACCGUAACCUGGCUGAGCAGCAGGCCCGCGCCGAUGUGGGGGAGGGGGGGGAAGCCCCAGCAGAAGCACCUGGCGAUGGGGUGGAGGCAGUGGUCGGAGUGGAGGUCCAGGCAGGGACUGAGGCAGGGACUGAGGCAGUGGUCGGAGUGGAGGUCCAGGCAGGGACUGAGGCAGUGGUCGGAGUGGAGGUCCAGGCAGGGACUGAGGCAGUGGUCGGAGUGGAGGUCCAGGCAGGGACUGAGGCAGUGGUCGGAGUGGAGGUCCAGGCAGGGACUGAGGCAGUGGUCGGAGUGGAGGUCCAGGCAGGGACUGAGGCAGUGGUCGGAGUGGAGGUCCAGGCAGGGACUGAGGCAGUGGUCGGAGUGGAGGUCCAGGCAGGGACUGAGGCAGUGGUCGGAGUGGAGGUCCAGGCAGGGACUGAGGCAGGGACUGAGGCAGGGACUGAGGCAGGGACUGAGGCAGGGACUGAGGCAGGGACUGAGGCAGGGACUGAGGCAGGGACUGAGGCAGGGACUGAGGCAGGGACUGAGGCAGGGACUGAGGCAGGGACUGAGGCAGGGACUGAGGCAGGGACUGAGGCAGGGACUGAGGCAGGGACUGAGGCAGGGACUGAGGCAGGGACUGAGGUGCCCAUGGAGACAGGAGAGGUGCUGGAGGAACCAGUUGUGGAGGAGCUGGCUGUCAUAGUGGAACCAGAAGUGGAGAUGGAGCCAGAGGCUGAAGUAGAAGCUGAGCCAGAACUAGAAGCAGAGAUGGUCCCAGAGUUAGUAGUAGAGGUAGUCCCACAGCCGCCCAGCCCUGUCACCACCACCCCUCCUGUCUCCAGACCAGCCAGUCCCCUGGUGCAGGCCCCUCCCAGCCCUCCCCCUGAGGAGCCUCCGCGACGUGGCCAGAGACGAGCCCGCAGCCGUAGCCCCGAGCAGCGCCGGACAAGGGCUCGCACCACACGGAGCCGUUCUCCCCUCACCCUGGACCGACUGGACGGCCUCCCCCGCCACGUGCCCAACGCCGCCCCUUCACACAGCCCCCCCACCCUGCCCCCCCAGGCCCCCGCAGAGGGAAGCUCACGGACUCGACAGCAUGUUCUGUCCCGGCAGAGCACUGCAGAGUACGAGGUCCAGUCAGCCGGAACAGGGUCUGAGACCGCCCCAGAGCCCGUUACCACCCCACCCCAGGAGGGAGAGGCCGCGGGCGGGGAGGGAGCAGCAGGACGACGUCCCCCCACCAUCAUGCUGGACCUGCAGGUGCGUCGUGUUCGUCCAGGUGAGUACCGCCAGAGGGACAGCAUUGCUAACAGAACCCGCUCACGCUCCCAGAACUCCAACAACACCUUCCUGUACGAGAGUGAGAGGGGGGGAUUCCGCAGGACCUUCUCCCGGUCCGAGCGUGCGGGUGUGAGGACGUACGUCAGCACCAUCAGGAUCCCCAUCAGGAGGAUCAGUGACGCAGGGUUGGGAGAGGCCACCUCCAUGGCUCUGCAGACCAUGAUACGACAGAUCAUGACCGGCUUCGGAGAGCUCAGCUACUUCAUGGACUCAGACUCUGACUCCUCGGACUCAAACCGUGGCGGUGGUAACCCCACUGGCGCUGCCGACCUGGCCGAGGCGCUCAACACUCCCGACGGGGGAGUAGCCGGUAUGGCGGAGGGGGCGGAGCCUCCUGUCUCAGUGGGUGGGCCUAGUGUGGGAGGAGCCGGGGAGGCAAGGACAGAGGAGGGGGAAGAAGGGGUUGGUGUAGGUCUGGCCCCAGGGAUAGGUUUAGGGGUGGGGGGCACCCCCAGGGAGGGGCGAGCUCGGCCCCGUGCCCCCAUCAGUUUGGAGGAACCAGGGUCACUACCCUUCCUCCGCCUUGCUCACUUCUUCCUCCUGAAUGAUGAGGAUGAGGAACAGCCCAGAGGACUCACCAAGGAGCAGAUCGACAACCUCUCCACCAGGAACUUUGGGGAGAGUGAUGCUCUGAAGACCUGCAGUGUGUGUAUCACAGAGUAUGCUGAGGGGAACAAGUUGAGGAAGUUGCCCUGUUCUCAUGAGUACCAUGUUCACUGUAUCGACCGCUGGCUGUCUGAGAACUCCACCUGUCCUAUCUGCCGCAGGGCCGUGCUGGUGUCUGCUAACCGGGAGAGUGUGGUCUAACCUGGAGAGCUGGAGGUCAGGGGUCAGCGGUGCUCCAGGCAGACAGCUCCUGUAUAUAACACCUUGUCAGUUCUGCAGGCCUUUCUCCUAGUCAGACCAUUUACAUUGUUCAUGUUUUCAUUCUUAAGCCAUUACUGACUUUUAUCCAACUGACAUGCCGGUGUUUGGAGAGACAGACGGAGACAGACGGACGAGACGGAGACGGACGGACCAGAGAGAGAGAGAGAGAGACAGACAGGAAGGUGGUGUCUUCAUAGUGUAGUAAGAGACAUGAGAGAUGCCACUGUCCCAUUGGCCAACAGACCCCACUCUCCCUUACUUACCCUAAGAGGACCAACAGACCCCACUCUCCCUUACUUACCCUGAGAGGACCAACAGACCCCACUCUCCCUUACCUACCCUGAGAGGACCAACAGACCCCACUCUCCCUUACUUACCCUGAGAGGACCAACAGACCCCACUCUCCCUUACCUACCCUGAGAGGACCAACAGACCCCACUCUCCCUUACUUACCCUGAGAGGACCAACAGACCCCACUCUCCCUUACCUACCCUGAGAGGACCAACAGACCCCACUCUCCCUUACCUACCCUGAGAGGACCAACAGACCCCACUCUCCCUUACCUACCCUGAGAGGACCAACAGACCCCACUCUCCCUUACUUACCCUGAGAGGACCAACAGACCCCACUCUCUCUUACUUACCCUGAGAGGACCAACAGACCCCACUCUCCCUUACCUACCCUGAGAGGACCAACAGACCCCACUCUCCCUUACUUACCCUAAGAGGACCAACAGACCCCACUCUCCCUUACUUACCCUGAGAGGACCAACAGACCCCACUCUCCCUUACCUACCCUGAGAGGACCAACAGACCCCACUCUCCCUUACUUACCCUGAGAGGACCAACAGACCCCACUCUCCCUUACUUACCCUGAGAGGACCAACAGACCCCACUCUCUCUUACUUACCCUGAGAGGACCAACAGACCCCACUCUCCCUUACUUACCCUGAGAGGACCAACAGACCCCACUCUCCCUUACUUACCCUGAGAGGACCAACCGACCCCACUCUCCCUUACCUACCCUGAGAGGACCAACCGACCCCACUCUCCCUUACCUACCCUGAGAGGACCAACCGACCCCACUCUCCCUUACCUACCCUGAGAGGACCAACAGACCCCACUCUCCCUUACCUACCCUGAGAGGACCAACAGACCCCACUCUCCCUUACCUACCCUGAGAGGACCAACAGACCCCACUCUCCCUUACCUACCCUGAGAGGACCAACAGACCCCACUCUCCCUUACCUACCCUGAGAGGACCAACAGACCCCACUCUCCCUUACUUACCCUGAGAGGACCAACAGACCCCACUCUCCCUUACUUACCCUGAGAGGACCAACAGACCCCACUCUCCCUUACUUACCCUGAGAGGACCAACAGACCCCACUCUCCCUUACUUACCCUGAGAGGACCAACAGACCCCACUCUCCCUUACCUACCCUGAGAGGACCAACAGACCCCACUCUCCCUUACUUACCCUGAGAGGACCAACAGACCCCACUCUCCCUUACCUACCCUGAGAGGACCAACAGACCCCACUCUCCCUUACCUACCCUGAGAGGACCAACAGACCCCACUCUCCCUUACUUACCCUGAGAGGACCAACAGACCCCACUCUCCCUUACUUACCCUGAGAGGACCAACAGACCCCACUCUCCCUUACUUACCCUGAGAGGACCAACAGACCCCACUCUCCCUUACUUACCCUGAGAGGACCAACAGACCCCACUCUCCCUUACCUACCCUGAGAGGACCAACAGACCCCACUCUCCCUUACUUACCCUGAGAGGACCAACAGACCCCACUCUCCCUUACUUACCCUGAGAGGACCAACAGACCCCACUCUCCCUUACUUACCCUGAGAGGACCAACAGACCCCACUCUCCCUUACUUACCCUGAGAGUACCAACAGACCCCACUCUCCCUUACCUACCCUGAGAGUACCAACAGACCCCACUCUCCCUUACCUGUCUUACCCCAAAAGGGACUCCACUGUCCCCACCUCACCCUGCUCUCCACCUGAAAGAUGAACUGCAUUUAUCAAUACUCUGGAACGGCUCACAGACUGUCAGUGUGUCAAAGCUUGCUGAUUUAGUUUUUAAGUUAAAACUGUAGAAUGUUGUACAGGCUUUAAUGGGGAGAACAAGAUGUGACGGACUUGGAUUCCGUUUGGAAUUCUUAGCUAUCAGUUUAUUUGGAAUCGUAUUGCAUCAUAUUCAUGACAUCGGAAUCAAUGAUGAUGAAUUGUGUUGAGAUGGGAUGUAGGUAUCUGUUAACUGAUGCUAGUAUGUAGUCUAACUCUAGCCCAUCACCAUGAAGCAUUUUCUAUUUCUGCCCUCUGACAGUGUUUCAUCAUGACAUCUCAGAGUAGGAGUAGUGAUCUAGGAUCAGUGGUGAUCUAGGAUCAGUCCUUAUCUUAUUCAUUAAACCUAAGAAGCCCAACUGAUCCUAGAUCACCACUCCUACCCUGGGACACUUUGUGGAUACGGGCCCUGAAUGAUAACGACGACCUCCUCGUGUUCCUAACCUUGUGAUGUCACCAUGACAACCUGUUGGUUCUGCUACCAUAUGACCAGGAAGUGAACAGAGGGCUGCAUUAUGGCUCCGUCUCCACCACCCUAUCUCUAUAUAGUGCACUACCCAUAGGACUCUGGUCAGAAGUACUGCUCUAUAUAGGGAAUAGUGACAUUUGGGAAUCACGUUUAUUAUGAGUUCCAUGUGUUGGUUAGAGCCAGGCCAGGGCCAGGUUAGAGCCAGGCCAGGGCCAGGUUAGAGCCAGGCCAGGGCCAGGUUAGAGCCAGGCCAGGGCCAGGUUAGAGCCAGGCCAGGGCCAGGUUAGAGCCAGGCCAGGGCCAGGUUAGAGCCAGGCCAGGGCCAGGUUAGAGCCAGGCCAGGGCCAGGUUAGAGCCAGGCCAGGGCCAGGUUAGAGCCAGGCCAGGGCCAGGUUAGAGCCAGGCCAGGGCCAGGUUAGAGCCAGGCCAGGGCCAGGUUAGAGCCAGGCCAGGGCCAGGUUAGAGCCAGGCCAGGGCCAGGUUAGAGCCAGGCCAGGGCCAGGUUAGAGCCAGGCCAGGGCCAGGUUAGAGCCAGGCCAGGGCCAGGUUAGAGCCAGGCCAGGGCCAGGUUAGAGCCAGGCCAGGGCCAGGUUAGAGCCAGGCCAGGCUGCUGUCUCUGUCCUGUGUUUUGGCCUAGAACUUCUACCACCAAGAGAUGUCUUCAUAUCUGGAACACCAGUGCAAUAACUACAAAGUGGGAAAACUGAGAAAAAAUAGGAAAAACAAAGCGUAAUAUUCUAACUUGUAUAUUAUUUCUAAAAUAUUGUAGACUGAAUAUUCACAGUUAAAAUGAAGACUUGUUCCCUUUUAAAAAUGUGUUAAGCUUUUUAUUUUCUAGAGCUGGGUUCUUUCUGUACAAUCUGAUAGCACUAUUCCUUGGCGAGCGGUGGGCGUGUAGGAUGAUGUACGUUGGCUGUACACACAGACGGAGGGUUUCAUGCCAUGAUGACAUCACAUUAUUCUAUAGGUUCCAUGUGUUCUCACGGUUGCCGUCGUUACCUCCUCCCUGUAUAAAUAAAGUUUUGGGUGGUUGAAGCUCUG
Messenger RNA from Salvelinus namaycush (lake trout), 6452 nucleotides. RefSeq names its product E3 ubiquitin-protein ligase RNF12-A-like. The record is from RefSeq and is a predicted model, not a curated record. Gene Ontology annotation, biological process: random inactivation of X chromosome; protein ubiquitination; ubiquitin-dependent protein catabolic process. The transcript has 4 exons. Lineage: Eukaryota; Metazoa; Chordata; Actinopteri; Salmoniformes; Salmonidae. Gene Ontology annotation, cellular component: nucleoplasm; cytoplasm. The coding region runs from base 200 to 2797 and encodes 865 amino acids. Gene Ontology annotation, molecular function: ubiquitin protein ligase activity.